UUGGCAUCACUUUUGUCUGUUAGGCUCACGAACUCAUAAAUAUCUUCAAAGAUGUCAUCGAAAAGAAAAAUAACAGAGUUUGGAGCGAAACUGUUCAAUCGUCAGGUCUGGAUAUUCACCGAUACCUUAAGCUAAUUAAUAGAUCAAUAGAUAGAGACCAUCGAUCAGUCGAUAAUAAUCUUGACUUUGGAUCAAAACAAACCAAUUCCUCAUUUGAUGAUUUAGAAGAUUUAUCAAAACGUUUUGCUAAAAAAUUAGGUAUAAACAACUGGACAGAGUUGGCGGUGGAGUGCGGGGAACAGUACGCCCGACACUGUCUGGAGCUCAACACCAAAGCCCUGCGCUUUUUAGGCGGAACUCUCGUCGACUUUAUGGUCAACAUAGAGAGCAUUCACGACAUAACCGGCAAAGCAUACUGUGAUUCGCCCAACACUUUCUGGACGGGUAGUGACCCUAAUAUAGUGCCCAUUCGGGUGGCCGUCAACGACACCGAGACUCAGCUGACGGUCACUUACUUCACGCAACAGCCGGUGUCUGGGUUUGUGGCGCACGCUAUGUGCGGACUCUUCAACAACUUCUCCCGACUUAUGUUUAAUAUCAACCCAAAUGUCAGUCAACGCACCGGCAAUGGACAGUAUGUGUUCACAUUGAGUACAGACAUUACCGCCAAUCAUAUAAGUAAAUGCAAAUCCAAUUACGAUUUCUGUCGCCAUAAGAACUCGCUGUCCAACGAUCCCCACAAUCUCUGUAUGUCUGUCCGCACAUUCAGCCGCGCCUUUCCUUUUCAUUUCAUUUGCGACCCGAGUCUCAAAUUGGUACAAAUUGGCUCAGGACUCAUGAGAAUGUUUGGCGACCAGAGCAAGGCUAUAGGCGCUCACAUGUCUUACUAUUUCAAAAUCACUCAGCCGUCCGUUGAUUUAAAUUUUCCAUCCAUUAUCUACAGAAUAAAUCUCGUGUUUGGCCUACAAUUGUAUCAACACUUAUCUGAUCCCAAACUAGAGGGAAUGGAAUUAAAGGGGCAAAUGAUUCACUGCCCCGAAACACAUUGUCUGCUCUUUUUGGGCUCACCUAUCGUUAAAGGCCUACAAUCCAUGACCAGCAGAGGACUCUAUAUAUCCGAUAUACCCAUUCAUGACGCCACCCGAGACCUAAUACUGAUUGAAGAGCAGUCUCGACGACUCGCGUUCUUCUUGCACCUAGAGGACUUGGAGUAUAAGGGCCGUUUACACCCCAAAAAGCUGUGGUUGGGUGAGACGGUUAAGGCCCGCAAUUACGACCACAUGACCAUGCUCUUCUCGGACAUCGUCGGCUUUACGGCCAUUUGCUCGACGGCCACACCUAUUGUGGUCAUCAAUAUGUUGAACGCUCUCUACACUCAGUUUGAUACCGAAACCAUAGGCGAUGCCUAUUGUGACCGAAGACCUGAUGUAAAACUCUCGAGAAAGAUGAGAAUAGGACUCCACAGUGGAAACUGUUUAGCCGGUAUCGUAGGCGUAAAGAUGCCCAGGUACUGUCUGUUUGGAUCCAAUGUGACCCUGGCCAAUAAGUUUGAAUCGAGUAGCGAAGCCAUGCGAAUCAAUUUAAGUCCAACCACAUACAGAUUACUGAAAGAUAAGGGUUUUUAUUUUACGCAAAGACACAGCGAUUGUCUGCCAAAGGAGUGUCCGUCCCAUAUGGAAAGGAUUAGUUUCUUUUUGGACGACUAUAAGCACCCAUUCCUUCGCGAAGAGCUCUCACUAUCGAUGCAUAUAAACAAAGCACUUCAAGAUUUUCAUACCAUUUAAGACAUGAUAAUUCACGAUAUAAUCAAUUGGUUUUUUCUAUUAGAGC
Molecule: messenger RNA, 1830 nt
Organism: Oppiella nova
Lineage: Eukaryota; Metazoa; Arthropoda; Arachnida; Sarcoptiformes; Oppiidae
Source: the annotation of a GenBank genome assembly